This is a messenger RNA of Cryptomeria japonica (Japanese cedar), 4453 nucleotides long. RefSeq names its product squamosa promoter-binding-like protein 1. The coding region runs from base 803 to 4075 and encodes 1090 amino acids. The transcript has 10 exons. Gene Ontology annotation, cellular component: nucleus. Gene Ontology annotation, molecular function: DNA binding. NCBI's taxonomy places the organism in Eukaryota, Viridiplantae, Streptophyta, Pinopsida, Cupressales, Cupressaceae. The record is from RefSeq and is a predicted model, not a curated record.
GGUGCGUCGGUCAAAUAAGCCGGGAAAGAAAACGAAAACAAAAUGGGAGCAGGGGAAGCGGGGAAGAAAAAAGUGUGGGUUAAAAGGCUUUUGAAACAGGGCAAAUACUCGGGAAUUCCGUGCAGGUCCAAAAUCUGAUCAAGAAAAAGAAAUGGAGAGAGGAGAUCAGAUCGGAGGUCCGAAACAGAACAAACAGUACCUACGUACACACUCUCAGCAGCAAUUUACCUCGUGCCCGAAAACUUGAGGGAUCUGUAGGGGCGGCCGGCCGUACGCGGUUCUCCAUGUGACCGGCUAAAUACACUCCUUUUACCUAUACGUAGGAUGACACGUGUAGGUGGCGAUGAUCGAUUGGUAGAGGUACUAGACAAGGCAUCUCUCUAGUCUCAAUCUGCAGAGCGGUGCCCGCACGCUGAACCCACCUACUACUCAUAGACUCCUUUUCCUCUUUCAAUUUCACUUUCGUUUUUCUAUUUUUCAAUUGACAGAUCCGCGUAAUUUUUAUGGCGGCUAAUUUGGUCGAGGGUUGCAUUCUGAGGGUUCGCAAUACCCAUUUGCGGCUGUUUCAUGGAAAAUUAUAGGUGCUCGUGUUUGUCUGUGGGCGUAAGAAGACUUUGAGGUCUGUUUGUAAUUCUGAAGCUUUCUGAACUGUCGUCAACGCUGUUUUUUGUUGAAAAUUUGAGAACAAAAUACAGGGUUCCUACAUUGCAGGAUCUGGUAAAUUUCUACAGUUUAGUGUAGAUUUUGAGAGUUAUGGUGUGGGGAGAGUGGUGUUUUAGGGGUUUAUGAAAUAGUGCUUUCAAUGGAGGCAAGAUUUGGCAUGAGCCAGUGUGAAAAUCAGGUUUUGCAGCCGCCACAUCAUACAGGUUAUAAUUUCAUCUCGAUGUCUAAGGGUAAGCAGGUAAUUGAAGAUGGAGAUGGAUAUGGCGGGAGGAGACAUGAAUGGGAUGCGAAUGAUUGGGAAUGGGAUAGCCGUCUCUUCACGGCUAAGUCCCUGCAUAUCUCUUCAGUUGAGACAUCGAACACCAAUGGUAAUGGUAUUGGCAACAUGAUUACUAACAAUGCAUCAGAGAAAAGAAGAAAGGUGUUGAUGGGAGAAGAAGAGGAGAUGGCAGAAUGCCUGACUUUGAAGCUGGGAGGGAACGAUUAUUGUUCUAGUUCCAUGGCAGUGAAUGAAGCGAGUGGGAGUGGUAAACGGCCUCGCGCAACGCCUGUGCCAUCUUCUCAUUCUAGUCCUAAGUGUCAGGUUGAUGACUGUAAAGUUGACCUUAACACUGCCAAGGACUACCAUAGGCGCCACAAGGUUUGUGAAAUGCAUGCCAAGGCUAACAAGGCUUUAGUCGGCCGCCUUAUGCAGAGAUUCUGUCAACAAUGUAGCAGGUUUCAUCUUCUUGAAGAGUUUGAUGAAGGGAAAAGAAGCUGUAGAAGACGGUUAGCUGGUCAUAACAGGCGACGGAGGAAAUCCCAUCCUGAUGCUAUUUUUGCUGGAGCAUGUUUGAAUGAUGAGCAUUCAAGCACAUCUCUUAUUAUGACCCUGCUGAGGGUUCUAUCUCAGUUGCAAACAUCAAAUAACUCUGAGCAAACAAGCAACCAGGAUCUUGUAGUCCAACUUUUGAAGAAACUGGCUAAUUCAGCUGAUAUCCAUGAUGGGACAAAUGCAGCAGCUAAAAAACAGUCCACAGUAAAUCAGUGUAGCAACCUUUUCACUUGCAAUCCUACCUCAGAAAAUGGAAACCUGUAUGGUUCAGUCAAACCUCAAGAUGUACGCAGUAGCAUGCUCAAUAGUCCGACUAUUACAUCAUCAUCGCGAUUGGGAGGUGUUGACCCUCAACCUACUAUAUGCCAGCUUGACAAAAUUUCUACUAUUCGUGGCAGUGAACAGCCAUUUGCUUCGACCCAUGUACCAUACAAUGUGUCUCUUCAUCAAAACUCCUCACAUACAACUGCCAAAUCAGCUGUGCCUCAAUAUUCUAAUACCUCCCAGGAGACACGAAAUGGUCUUCAGCAUGCAUGGUUACAACCAAAUGAGCAAAGGGGUCCCAAUGUUUCAAAUGUUAUUGAUUUGAAUAGUGUAGAUUAUACAUCUGAAGAAUCUUUAGCUGCGUUAAAUGGGCCUUCAACGUUGAUGCUUCUAGGAGGAAUUGAUUCUCGGAGCAAUCAGAGUGCUCUUUGUCAUUCAGGGGCUGUAUCAGACAUCAAUCUAACAAAUCAACACCAAAUAAGUGACAAUGCAGAAUCUGGCUCUGAUCAAUCACCAUCUAGUUCCCAAGUAGAUGGGCAGUAUCGUACUGGACGCAUAGUUUUCAAACUAUUUGGAAAAGAUCCGAGUGAAAUUCCUCAACUUUUACGAUCUCAGAUACUUGAUUGGCUAGCUAACAGCCCUUCAGAUAUAGAGAGCUAUAUCAGACCUGGCUGUGUCAUCCUAACAAUUUAUUUACGCUUAUCUGAGUCUGUUUGGGAGGAGCUUGGUACUGGCUUUAAAAAUAGUCUCGAGAGACUUCUUAGCAGGUCUGAUGGUGGCUUUUGGAAAACAGGGUGGAUCUUUGCCCAGACAGGGCAUAGGAUAGCAUUCAUAUAUAAUGGUCAAGUGGUUUUUGAUGCACCUACAGAUUUUGGAAAUGCUCCUCAGAUCUUAAGCAUUACUCCCAUUGCCAUUGCUUCUGACAUAAAAGCCAGUUUUGUGGUCAAAGGACUUAAUCUUUGCAGUUCAAACUCAAAAAUAAUUUGUGCUUUCGAAGGAAAAUAUUCAGUGCAAGAAUCUUCAAUUGGAUACGUUCAGGAAGAUUGUGAUCCCGAUGUCCAUCACACAGAUCAACUUAAGGAAUGCACACAGAUUCAGUAUCAGAGAUUUACUUGGGUCCCACCUAAUUUGAGUGGAAGAUGCUUCAUUGAGGUGGAGGGCCAUGAUCUGAGGGGUAGUUUCUUUCCUGUAAUAGUGGCUGAACAUGACAUUUGUACAGAAAUUCGUACAUUAGAAAGAUACAUUGAAAUCCCUUCCAAGGUUGACCAACAUGAGGCAACAGAAAACUGUGGUUUGCAAGUGAAAGAGAAAAUGGAAGCAAUAGAGUUCUUGCAUGAACUAGGUUGGCUAUUUCAGAGAAGUCGCUUGAUACAUGAAUCAAAUCUCAGUGUCCUGCCAACUACGUUUUCACCUAUUCGAUUCAAGUGGCUUCUUGAGUAUGCAACUGAACAGGACUUGUGUGCAGUAGUGAAGAAAAUUCUGAACAUUUUGUUCAAUAAUUAUGUCAAGUGUGCUGAUUCUUCAGCUAUAUCCAUAGUAGGAGAAGCUGGUAUUUUACAUAGGGCUGUGCGGAGAAAUUGUCAGGAAAUGGUUGAAUUUCUAUUAGCAUAUGUCCCUGAUUGUAUGACGGAAAACACAAUUGGCACACGAGCACAUGGAGCUGAGAAACUUCAUAGUUCUAAUAGCUUCAUACUCAAACCUGACAUGUCUGGACCUGCGGGGCUCACACCACUUCAUAUUGCAGCUAGCAUGAAGAGUGCUGAAGGUGUAUUGGAUGCACUCACCAAUGAUCCAUGCCAGAUUGGAGCAAAAGCGUGGACAAGUGUUCGUGAUCAAACUGGAAGGACUCCUGAAGAAUAUGCAUUACUCGGAGGCCGUCAUUCUUACAUUGAAUUGGUUCAUAAAAAACUUGAGAAGAGAGGGACACCUACACAUGUCAGCAUUGACAUUAAUAAGCUAAUUCCCAAUGAACAAAACGUGCUAAAUAAGCAAAAUUGUGGAUCGUCUUCAGCAUCACUGGAAGUCUCUAGAGGAAAAGAUGAAGUAAAAGGGAAUAAAGCUGACAUAGUGUUGUCUCAGAAGUUUGGACAAUCAGUCAGUCAUUGUUCCGAUGAUGGUAAGAUAAAGCGUUUGCCAUCUUAUUGCAAGCUUUGUGCUCAGCAACAACCGAACAAGCGCAGAGCAAAUAACCUUUUAUACAGGCCUGCAUUGUUGUCUAUGGUGGCUAUUGCAACCGUGUGUCUCUGUGUAACGCUUCUUUUGAAGGGACCACCUCAAGUUCUCUUUGUCCAACGUCCUUUUAACUGGGAAUCAAUGAAGUUUGGACCUAGAUAAUUUUUUUUCUCUCAAGUAAAACAGUUGAAGAUGCCGUUUAGCAAGAUUGGAGCCCCAAACAGCAAAUGUCUGCUGAUGACAGAUUCCAACUUAUUGAUUUCAUCACUAGGUCCUGAUUUAUGCUCUGUAAAAUUAUUUUUACUUGACCACUUUCAGUGUGUAUAUUAAAUUUAUCAAAAGAGAAACAUUUAGCAUGCUCAACUCUUUUGAUAGAUCAACUUGUUGAACAUUUUGGCAUGCAUUUAAACUAACAAGGCCCAUACUCUUCUGGGAUUCUAAAGAUGUAAAGAGUCUGGACAUGUUUUUCUGAAUCAUAUGACAGGCUGCACUGUAUGUAGCAUAUAGUUUGAUUUUUAUGUAGAUACUGCUGUUUAAAUA